CUUCCACUUACAAUAUAGUACAUCCUUUUUUCUUUUUUUUUUUUACAUUCUUUUAUUAUUUUUCUUAUUUUAUUCUUUUUAAAAAUAUAUUUCAGUAAUGUAAUGAUACUAUGUUGAUGGAAAGUGGAAUGGUAAUAUAGAAAGUGAAGGUCAAAACAUAUUUUACUAAACCAUUGCAGUCUAAGUGCUUGAUAAAUAUAACAUAACUUAAUUCAUGAUUUCAUGCAAGUGGUCAGCAUCAAACAGGAAGUUGAUCCCAAAAAGUUUGAGCAGAAAGACUGACAUAGUCUUUGGUUAGAGUUUUAUAAGGUUCUAAACUUGUCAUGACUAAUAUAUUACACAUAAUUAUGAUGCAUAUGUGUAAGAUGUAUUACUGUAACAAAAUAAUGACAAUGUUCAUUCAAAUCAUUUACAUAUGUUUAUAAUGUAAUAAUUUUGCAGAUUAUACUUAUCAUGGCUUAGUAAACAUGAUUUGGUCAUUUGAGGCAGCAUGGUUCAGAUUAAUUGGGACAGUCUUAAAAUUAUUUUUUUUAGCCCUGUUAUUUUUGUUAUUAUUGCUGUAAGAAAUGAAUUAUAGAAUGUUACACAGGCCAUAUGUAGUAGUAUGCUGUGUUCAUACAAUAUUAGCAUAUGUUGAUGAAUUUAGAGGUGUCCUGUUACUGAAAUUAUUUAUUAAUGCCAUGAAUAAGUAUGCUACAAAUGAAUAACGUCUCAUCGAGAAAAGUGUCAUUGGGAACGAAAGUAAAAGCCUGAACCAGAGAAUAUAGGUGUUCCUAAUUACUAAACGCUUAAUUAAAAUAGUUUUGAUUCAUUAUGUCAAAAGGAUGUCAUCCUAAUUUAUAAUAUGGUAUAAAUAUAUAUUUUGUUCUUCACAUGUAGGUCGUCAACACCUUCAGGAUUUCAGAAUGAUGUCAUGUCUUGGGGAGUUUUUUUUAAUUAUGGAAAGAAAGCUUAGAUCAUGUGGAAAUUCAAAAGCAUGAGCGUUGAGAUGGAGGCAUGGCCAAACUCCUUCAGGAAGUCCCGGAAAGCACUUGAUUUCCGUCUCGCUGACGGCAGCCAAUCAGCGGCGGGGACAGAGGCUCGCGGAUAAGCUCCCGCCAAUUCUGAGUUGAGCGCGAGGGAGUUCAGCGGGGAUGUGAGGCGGUCAGAGGGGAGGUAGUCGGAGAUAAAAGUCAGUCCAGGAAAAGAAGUUAUUGUUAUUUAAAAAAAAGAAAAGAAAAAGACACCUUGUAACGACACUCGACAAUUUUGUUCACUCUUUACAAGUGUAAAGCCAAUGAAAGUUUCGGACGUUCGCUCGACGUGAAUAGCUUCUUCACUGCUCUGUUUUUAUUUACACCUGAAGUGUUUUCUCGUGAAUUUUCCUCGGUAACUUGCCGAAUGGUGGUGGUGAUGCUCGCGGCCGAAGACCUUUCUGCGGCCGGGCCUUUAGCCUGCACGCCCCGGAGAGGUAUGGAGUGUGUGGACAAAGCCAACACUGCCAACAAGAAGCUCGUUCAAGCACGUCUUCCCUUCAAACGACUUAACCAAGUACCCAAGGAAACCGGGAAGCCCAAAAGAACCAGAACAGCAUCUUCUGCUCCUCCUACCGUUGAACCCAGUGCUUCUGAUGGGGAGAAUGAAGUUGAUGCUACCUCUGCACCCCUGCAACCAAGACCCGCUCUGAUAAAUGGCCGUGGGCCUCUUGAUGGUUUUAUGAGACGGACCAAGUGUUCAGUUAGUUCUGCUUCUGCUGUUAUCGACCUUACAGAGGACUCGAACUCCACUGAUGUCAAGAUACCGCUUUCCGCUCCUGUGGAUGCAUUGUGUCCUUCUACAGGUGAAGCUGCAAAAAAUACCCAAAAUGUCACCGAGACAGAAGAGCCAGAAGUGGCCUCUGCUGUUCCCCUGUCGUCAGAAGAAACUAUGGAAACCGAUGAAGCGGAGGACAGUGUUGCUUUCUCCCAGUUGGACAGCACUGUGGAGUCUGAAACCGACACUGAGCAGAUCGCAGUCACCAAGCAGUCACAAGAGACUGAAGAGAAUCAGGAGAAUGAAUCUCUGUUGUCUACCAGCUCUGUGUCACUGGUUGAGAGUUCACCAGAGCCCAGCAAGAGCACACCAACCACUCCGCCAUCAGAGUCACUGAUGGACACUGAGCAGAAACAGUUAAAAAGACGCUCUCUUAAGAGCACUCAAGAACUGGAAGAGAAGCAGCGACAACGAGAGGAGAGAGAGCGGCAGAAGCAGGAGGUCAGAGCUGCCAAAGAGAAGAAAAAGGAGGAGGCACGGAGACAGAAAGAGGAGAUGAAAAAAGAAAAACAAGAGAAGAAGGAGAAGGAGGAAAGGGAACGGCGAGAGAAAAGGGAAAAGCAUGACAAAGAGAAGGCAGAGAGACAGCAGGCAAAGGAAGAGCAGCGUAAAGUGAAGAUUGAGGCUAAACUUGAAGAGAAGAGAAAGAAAGAAGAGGAAAAACGGUUGAGGGAAGAGAAAGAGAGAGUCAAAGCCGAAAAGGCUGAGAUAACUCGAUUCCUGCAGAAACCCAAGCCUCAGUUAGCACCAAAGACUCUGGCAUCUGUCUGUGGGAAGUUUGCACCAUUUGAAAUCAAAGAACAUAUGGCUUUGGCACCACUUACCCGAGUGCAAUGUGAAGAGGCAGAUCUAGAGGAGCUAGAUCGAUACCUGACGGAACCAGAUCGUACUCUCGACUGCUUAAAGGACUGGAUAACCCAUAAACCCCGCAAGUCAGGACCAACCAAACCCAAACACACAGACAUGCAGAGAGAUUGCGUACUGGUCGAUGAUGGCCCGAAGACAGAAGGUGUUCCUGACCACAAGCGUUACGGACGCAUGAAGCUUCUUCAGUUUCAUGAAAACUAUCGUCCUGCCUACUGGGGCACUUGGAGCAAAAAAAGUACACACGUAUCACCUCGCUGCCCUUUCAAGCUGGAUAAGGAUUUGCUUGACUAUGAGGUGGACAGCGAUGAGGAAUGGGAAGAGGAGGAGCCAGGAGAGUCCCUGUCACACAGCGAAGGGGAUGAUGACGAUGAAGGUGAUGAUGAUGAUGAAGACGAUGGCUUCUUCGUGCCGCACGGUUAUCUUUCAGAUGGGGAAGGAGCACUUGAAGAUGAGGAGGGUGGUGAUCCUGAGAAGCAGAAGGUGCGUCAGAAGCUGAAGGCUCGGGAAUGGGAUGAGCUGAUGGCUAAGAGGAAGCUGAAAGUGCUUGAGGCAGUGGUGAGGGGCUGCGUGUGGGAGGGAGAGGAUCUUCUGCCAGACAUGCUGCAGCCCUACGCGGUCUGCAUGAUGGAGCCUCUGAACAGUGAGGAGCCCAACACACCUGAAGAAAAUGCCUCAUGCCAACAGAGAAACCUGCAAUGGCUCUCUCAGCUGUUGCCCUUGCUGCAUGGCAAUGUGAACAGCAGUAAGAUGAUUAUCACAGAGUUCCAGGAGUUCUGUCGCCAGCAAAUGUCCUCACCAAGUGGCAGCCCACAGAGCUCUGCAGACAAAAUCCCCCCCAGGAUUCGAGUGAAGCGUCUCAUGAAGGAAAAUGCGGUAUACGAAAAACGAUCGACUUACAGACGGUGCUGUUGGUACGUUCACACCGAUGUCCUGGCACGUUUUGGCCAGGAGGCCUUACCAGUGCCCUGUCAAUGGACCUAUCUCACCCCUGGAGCACUCCCAGCCCGAGAUGAAUCCAGUCUGGUGUCACAAGGCUCUUCUCCUACUGCGUCACAUUCCACUUCGACCACUCCCUCCAACAAAAGGAAGAGUGGCAGCAACCAGUCCAUCACAAAGUACAUGAAGAGAUGUGGAGAACCUGAACAGGCUGAAACGAUGGAAACUGAUGGCUUUCAGGCAGACACUGAGGAUGAAGAUGAUGAUGACUGCAUUAUUUUGUGUGAGCAAUCCGGAUCUUCUGAACAGAACAGCCAAAUCUCCAGAACAGAAACCAAGAACACAGAGGCUAUGGAGACACUUCUCUCUCUUCCCUGCCCUACACCAGCUACUGCCUGAGGCACCAUUUCUAUUUAGUUUCUGUCUUAACUGUGUAUAAGGGGCUAAAAACCUAAUCUACAAUUACAGGUAAUGCACAGUAUUAAAGGGUCAUUGAACGAGCAGUUCAGUGCUAUUUGGUAAAGGAGUUGGCUGAUACUUCACUGUAACAGUCUACUACUGGACAGGCUUCAGCUCUAACAAGGCUCUUUUCAACAAAAGGCAGCUACCUGUGGUGGUUGUGUAUAAACCAUCUAGGAUCUCAUGGUCCACAGUGGCCCAACACCUCAGCACAUGAUUCUGGAGAACUCACAGCUCAGUGUAAAGGCCCCAUUUAAAAAAAAAUAAUAAAUACAUAGUCUCUCUCUCAAAUUUUAUAUAUAUAUAUAAAAUUUGUUUUUCCUCAGAA
Molecule: messenger RNA, 4381 nt
Organism: Ictalurus furcatus (blue catfish)
Lineage: Eukaryota; Metazoa; Chordata; Actinopteri; Siluriformes; Ictaluridae
Gene: chaf1a
Product: chromatin assembly factor 1, subunit A (p150)
Exons: 16
Coding region: 1381-3993 (870 amino acids)
Biological process (GO): nucleosome assembly
Cellular component (GO): CAF-1 complex; nucleus
Source: RefSeq, a predicted model, not a curated record